This is a messenger RNA of Protopolystoma xenopodis, 393 nucleotides long. NCBI's taxonomy places the organism in Eukaryota, Metazoa, Platyhelminthes, Monogenea, Polystomatidea, Polystomatidae. The record is from the annotation of a GenBank genome assembly.
AUGCACAUUCGCACGUGGGAUCAAACUGGGGCAUUUUGUCCUCGGAUGUCCUCGUAUCAACUGUUCUGCGUGCCUAAAGCCUUCACUUUUAUUCGCCCACUCAUCGUUCUCACCAUACUUUUGCGUGGUUUUAUCUCCAGGGUGAAAUCCCCUCAUCUCACUGCCGUUGACACAGUCGCCGAGACUGUCGGUGCUGAGCCGUACCAACAUAGAAUCGCAAUGGUUGGCUUAUCAGCCGUUCGACCCAAAACAGCCCCCGCCAUUUCCUCCAUGUCACGGCUUCUCUUCAGCCUUAAUCUUGUACGGCCCGCACAUCAACAUUUUAGCUCAAUUUCGCACCACCCUUUUAGUCUCUCCUUGCCCAGAUGGCUUGUCGUCGAGCCCGUAAAAUGA